UCAUAGUUGCUAACAAUUUUCUCUAUGAAAGCAAACGCACACAUUGACAGUAUAUCAUGGCGGGAAAAAAUCGACCCCUCAAAAGUGUGCAUCAAUAGCACGUGCGCCUUCCACUCUUUGAUUUUGAAAACUAUUGGCAAUGCGCCUUCGACUGGUAAUUGUGGAUGUUCCCCUAUUUGAAGGUGCAUACCAAUGCAAACUCAAUGGAAGCUAGACAAUGCGAAUCGUGUUUGCGAGAGGAUUCUAAAGUGUGUGCAGAAUUUUAUUGUUUUGAUUGCGAAGAACCGCUGUGCAGUUCUUGUUUGAAAAACCACAAGAAAAAUAAGUUCUUAAUGAGUCACCACACUGUCGAUUUAGAUUUCAUAGAAAUAUUUCCAACCUCUACAUUGUCUAAAAUUACUCACUGUGCUAAGCAUGGCGAUGGUAGAGUAGAUUUGUUUUGCACCGAUCAUGAAGCUUUAUGUUGUCGCCAUUGUAUGACAGAAUCGCAUAGAUCAUGCAAAUCGAUACUGCCGAUCGAUAUCGCAGCCCGAGAGAUUAGAUCGUCACCUUUGUCGUCCAUGCUUACACAAGAUUUAACAUUGUUUCUGCAAACUUUGAAUACUUUAAUUACUAAUAGAGAAGAAACAGGAAAAACUUUCGAAAAAGAUGUUGAGGAAAUUAGAAGCCAGGUGAAAAGUUUCAAAGGCCAAGUAAUUGAUCAUGUUGAUCGUCUCGAAAAAUCAAUUAUCGAUAAUUUGCAAGAUUUCUGCGUAGAAGAAAAGGAAGGUUUACAACACGAAAAAGAUUACUUGUUAAACACGCGGAAAUCAUAUCAUAAGAGCAAGAGUGAUUUAGACGUUGUUAUACAGCAUGGGUCAGAUUCUCAAAUUUUCUUAUUUGCACAUAACUUAGCACAUCGACUUGCAAAUGACGAAACACUUAUUCAAAGCAAAGCAAUGAUGUACAAAGACGUGAGUGUGGAGUUCAAACCAGAGAAUGGAUUACAAGACUCAAUUCAAUCGAUAGGAACAUUGAAUAUAUGUAAACAACCAUGUCUAUUAAGAUCUUUCUCACAAAACAGACGACAAGCACAGGUGAUAACAAGACCUGUUGAAACCAAAACUCAGUUUUUGUACAGGUCUCAAAUAGACAUUUCUGUUUCAGAAAAUGUACAAAUCACUGCUAUUGCUGUAACCAAUGACAACCGACUAAUCUUAUGCAAUCGCUAUAGCAACCGUUUGCUUGUUUAUAGCGACAGUGGGAAAUUUUUGCAAGACUGUACUUUAUUUUGCAAACCAUGGGAUAUCGCCAUUUUACCGGAUGGAAAUCGAGGCGUUGUAACUCUUCCGUUGGAAAAUUCUAUACAGUUUCUUAACAUAUCGAACAUGACUACGGACAAAGAACAAAUAAGUAUUCAUAACAAAUGUCAUGGUGUCGCAGUCGUGUCGAACUUUAUCGUUGUUGGUGCAAAUAGGGAACUGUACAUUCUGGCAAUGGACGGAAGCAUAAGAACACGUGUUCAAGUCCCCGGACAAUUGAUUUAUUUUCUACAUGGCGGAGACAAUAAUUCAGUGUACUAUACAGACUACCAUUGUCUCUAUCACGUUGGUCUGGACGGUGAGGAAAUAUUUCGCUACGAUAAUCCGGACUUAAAAGUUCCGGAAGGCAUAGCAAGAGAUAAUCAAGGAUAUUUGUGUGUUAUUGGUCGAGGCUCACAGAACGUACAUCGCGUUGGUGAUAAUGGGCGUGCUAUUGACAUCGUACUCAAUAGGGACGAUGGUGUUAUUUUGCCUUGGGCUAUCACAUUUAACAAUAAGGGAACAAAAGCGUUUAUUUCUACACACGAUGGAAAGUGUAUAUCAGUGUACGACAUUCACAUAUAUACCAAACAAAAGGGAAUUUUAAACAACUGAACUAAUUUUGCGUGUUUAUAUAUAGUAUUUCCAACAUUGCUUUCGAGACCUUUUUUAAAUGUCCUAUUAAAUGUUAGAAUGUAAUAAAAGGCAAAAUUUCAAAAGUUCUUCAACAAAAAAUUCAAACGUUUAUUUCUUUUAAAAUGAAAACACUGGAACAGAAGAUUAUUUUUCAGCAACAAAGUCAUACACGAUAUUAAUAUAUUAUGAAAGAAAUUAGUGGUUGUUCGGAAAACUCUGUAAAUUAUUACGUGUUGAGUUUCAUUUUUUGUGAAUUAAUGACUCAACCUGAUCAUGUUUAUUGAGAUUGGAAUUGAUACUUAUUUUCUUUAAUUGUGCUCCUUGAUAUUUUCUGUAAAUAAACUCAUCAUAGAUACCAGGACUAAAUUUUGUUCCUACGCAGACUCAUCAGUGACGAUCGAAUCAACAUUUUUUU
Mytilus trossulus (common blue mussel) is the source of this 2331-nucleotide messenger RNA. RefSeq names its product E3 ubiquitin-protein ligase TRIM71-like. The coding region runs from base 165 to 1895 and encodes 576 amino acids. The transcript is spliced from 2 exons. The record is from RefSeq and is a predicted model, not a curated record. NCBI's taxonomy places the organism in Eukaryota, Metazoa, Mollusca, Bivalvia, Mytilida, Mytilidae. Gene Ontology annotation, molecular function: zinc ion binding.